Messenger RNA from Rhodotorula toruloides NP11, 2550 nucleotides. Its product is annotated as Zn(2)-C6 fungal-type transcription factor. Gene Ontology annotation, biological process: regulation of DNA-templated transcription. Lineage: Eukaryota; Fungi; Basidiomycota; Microbotryomycetes; Sporidiobolales; Sporidiobolaceae. Gene Ontology annotation, molecular function: zinc ion binding; DNA-binding transcription factor activity, RNA polymerase II-specific. The transcript is spliced from 8 exons. The record is from RefSeq and is a predicted model, not a curated record. Bases 1 to 2550 code for a protein of 849 amino acids.
AUGUUGAGGCGAAAGGGGUUUGGCGAGGGUUUGGCGUCCAGCCCCUCUCUCGAACCUGCUAAGACUGCUUGCUGGGGCUUGUUCGACAGCUACGCAGUGACUUCUGUCCCAACAAGCCUACCCCUGCGCUGUUCCACGUCCUCUCGACGCCCCACACCGCCUCGUCCUCGACACUGUCCGGUACACGCGGUUCGACCUAGAUUGGGAGGGAUGGACAUCUCAGUGGACUCGUCAGCGAGUGGAACGCCGAACCCGCGGCCGGAUCAUCAAGCCAAGAAGCCGAAGAAGCCGCCAGCGUGCGACAGGUGCAAGGCGAAACGCGUUCUGUGCCAUCCGAAUCCCGCUGGCUGCCCCCGCUGCGUCGAGAAAGGCAUCGAAUGCACCACCACGCCCGUCGUCCGACGCAAACCGCAGCGCAAACCUAAAAACUCGCUCGUCUCGGCGGACUCGAACGAAGAAACGUCGCCGACUGCGGCACCUUCUGCGCCAGCACCAGAUGCCGUCUUACCCAUCCCGCCAACAUCUGCGACUACGAGCGGUUUUCAGCUCGGCGGCGAUGCCUCUUUCGCCCCGGUCGCCUCGACUUCGCAAGUCCCCUACACGCGUCCAGCUCUCGCAAUCACCGGCGAAGAGACGCUGUCCUUCCAGCCCUCCGUACUCGCAGAGCAGCUCUCACUCUACCUCCAAGGUCUCGUCGAUCGCACGGCAUGGGUCGACCAAACCCUUGAGCCGGCGCUCGUCGAGCAUCUUUACGAUUGCUUCCGACAAGGCGGCCACUACGACCACCCUCUUCUUCGCGGCUCCUCGCUUGAUCUGAAUCUCCCACGAGUCGGCUGGCAACUCUGGCUCCUCUCGCCCGAACAGUGCAUCCUCGCCUACGCCGUACUCGCCAUCGGCGCAACACUCUCCUUUUCACCCGCCAUUAUCGGUACCUCAGCCAAGGCGGAUCCGACGUCGUUUGAAGCGGUUGACGAGUUGGGCGAGGACUUGCGCGAGUUUGGGAAGCGGAGGAAGGCGGCGUGCGAGGCUUUGACGAAGCUGGCGCUGGAGAAGGCCAAGGAGGGCGAAGUCAUGUUGCACCCCUCGCUCGACAAUGCCGCGACAUGCUACGUCCUCGAUUCGCUCGUCAAUAUUGACGACGGCGAAAAGCGAACCUCUCGACCCUGGCUCUCCGCUUACAUGACCCACCUGCGCGCCAUCAUCGACAAGGGCGAGAUCGAGUCUCCUUCGCUCACGAGUCCGCACCUCUGGGCUCUCCACCUUUCGGCCGACCUCUUCACCGAAGUUCACUCUGGCCAUCUCACGUCGACCUUGCAGGACCAGCUCCUCCUGACAGGCCCGAGUCCUGUCUCUGACAAGGAGGUUGUGGAGAUCUAUAAAAGGGUUAUGGCGGAAAAGGGGCAAUGGCCGAACAUCACGCCAUUCGCGAUGUACUACAUCAACUCCGCUCGCAACAUCGUCGAAGGCCUCCUCGGCCCAUACGCCCGACGGCAAGCCCUCGACAACGACGCCAUCUCCUCGGGCCUCUCCGCCCUCUCGCGCCUCCGAUCCCUCGCGCUCCUCCACUUCCAAGCCUGCGAGCCCCUCAUCAACUACAGCUCCAAGCCGAGCCUGUUCCCGCAUGCCAAGAACCGCAAGAAUCGCUGGACGCCUGAACUCGCCGCGCGAGGCUUGCGGAAUUGGGCGGCCUUCACCUGGACCGGCCUGGUCCCGCCUAUAUACCGCGAGCUUGGGAGGCGCAUGCAGGAGAUGCAGGAGAGCCUGCAGCGCGGCAAGGCGAGCUUGACGGACAUCGAGACGAGGCAGGCGUACGAGCGCCUCGAGAUGUCGUUCAGGCAGGUUAGGGACCUCGUGCCCGAUGCCGUCGAGACAGUUCUGGACGCGGUCGAGCGUGCGCCGCAGUAUGUGCUGCUCGUGACGACAAGGCGGUUCCCGCUCACGGGCCUUAUUGAGAUCCUCGCCGACGGGGUCCAGCAGGGGACGGUGCACGCUUACGAGCGUGCCGUCUCGCUACUGGAGAGGUCCGCCUCGGCGCUCAAGAAAGCCGGCUACGCCUUCUCGACCCCUCAACUCGAUGCCCUCAUCCAUCGCCUCGAGUCGCACGCCCUCAACCUCCGCCUUGCCAUGCCGCCGCCCCUACCAGUCAGUCAAGGCACCGCUCCCGCCGGCUUUCCCGACCCCUUCGCGUUCGCCUACUUGAGCGAAGUCAGUCCGGCUGCGGGGGCGAGCGGCAUGACGACGCCUGUUCUGCCUGCCGCGAUGACGACGAUCUCGCCAGAUGGAGCUGUCGCCGCCAACGCGCUCGACACUGCGGGAACGACAUUGCGACUCGAAGAUCUCCUUCGCUCGCCGACGUCCGAUGCCGGUGCCCUUCCGACACCCGUCGCUCCAACGGGCGCGCAAGAGCUCGCAGGCGUCGCUUUUGGAGCCGGUGGCUUUGCAGAGGGGAGCAGCGGAAGUCCGGACGAGGGUUUUGGGUCGGGAGUCCGGCUGGACUUGGGCGCGACGGAUCUUGGAGACGAGAUAUUCGCUGCUUGGGGAGUGUGGUAG